AUGUUUGCUGUUUCACGUUCCAGCUUUCUCCUCGCCACUCGGGUUAAAACUCUGCGCAGCUUUGCUGCCGUACAGGCUGCCGACAAGCACACGCUCGUCCUCGUGCGUCAUGGGGAGUCUACAUGGAACCUCGAGAACAAAUUCACUGGAUGGUACGACUGCCCCCUCAGUCCCAAGGGACAUGAAGAGGUUAUUGAGGCCGGUCAGUUGAUCAAGAAGGAAGGAAUCAAGGCCGACAUAGCGUUCACAUCGCUGCUACAGCGUGCGAUACGCUCGAUGUGGCACGUUAUGGAACAGACGGAUCUUAUGUGGAUCCCAGUCAAGAAGGCAUGGGAGCUCAACGAACGGCAUUAUGGAGCUCUGCAAGGGCUGGACAAGCAGGAGACUGUUGACAAGUACGGCAAGGAUCAAGUGUUGGUCUGGCGACGUUCCUACGACGUUCCCCCGCCGACGGUCGACAAGACGAGUGAGCACCAUCCUGCCAAUGAUCCGCGGUACAAUGGCUUUGACUUUCCGGAUGAGUUCACCGAGUCUCUGGCGACUACUCUUGAACGCGUUGUACCAUUUUGGAACAAGGAGAUCGUCCCUGAGUUAAAGGCGGGCAAAACUGUUAUGGUCGCUGCUCACGGGAAUUCGCUGCGUGCCCUCGUCAAGCAUCUUGACGGCAUUGACGAGUCCGAAAUUUCCGAACUCAAUAUCCCUACUGGUACCCCUCUAGUUUACGAACUUGACGAAGACUUUAAGCCGAUCCCUCAGGACGGUGCCAUUGCUCCCUUACAGGGACGUUACCUUGGAGAUCAGGAUGCUAUUCGCGCCCGAAUCGAGGGUGUUAAGAACCAGACUAAGUAG
This is a messenger RNA of Phaeodactylum tricornutum CCAP 1055/1, 849 nucleotides long. RefSeq lists its product with no specific name. Lineage: Eukaryota; Bacillariophyta; Bacillariophyceae; Surirellales; Neidiaceae. The record is from RefSeq and is a predicted model, not a curated record. The transcript is spliced from 2 exons. Gene Ontology annotation, molecular function: intramolecular phosphotransferase activity. Gene Ontology annotation, biological process: glycolytic process. Bases 1 to 849 code for a protein of 282 amino acids.